Messenger RNA from Drosophila sulfurigaster albostrigata, 889 nucleotides. Its product is annotated as histidine-rich glycoprotein-like. The record is from RefSeq and is a predicted model, not a curated record. NCBI's taxonomy places the organism in Eukaryota, Metazoa, Arthropoda, Insecta, Diptera, Drosophilidae. Gene Ontology annotation, cellular component: extracellular matrix. The coding region runs from base 223 to 807 and encodes 194 amino acids. The transcript has a single exon.
UACGAAUGUGGAAAUGGAAAAUUUGCACAAAUAUUUCAAACAUUUUUGUGCUUUACUUUUUCUAGCCUAUUUAACCUCCAGAAAACUAAUUAAUUCAUAUUUCAUUUUUGGGCUAGAAUGUUCAACUAUAAAAAGCCAAGGGAACCAACGUUUGGCAUCGCAGUCUCAUUUGCGUUUUGAGCCAAGCAACAUCAAAGUACAAUUUUCAUUCUCUAAUCCAUCAUGGCCUACAAGUUCACCCUAGUUUGCUGCGCCCUGCUCGGAGCUUCGGCUGCCAGCUAUAUUCCUCAUUCUGACUAUCAACAUGGUCAUGGUCAUGGUCAUGAGGUUGGCUUCAGCAUUCACACCCAUCACGAGGCACCCAAGAAGUGGCACAGCCAGGAACACGAUCAUUGGGCACCAGCCCCACAACAGCAUUACCAUGUGCCUGCUGCUCCAGUGCAUCAUUGGGCACCAGCACCACAGCACCACCAUGUGGCCGAGGAACCCCAUCACCACCCCAAAUACCAGUUCGACUAUGGCGUCAAGGAUACCAAGACGGGCGACAUCAAGAACCAGUGGGAGACUCGUGAUGGCGACAAGGUCAAGGGUGGCUAUACCAUGAAGGAGGCUGAUGGACGCACUCGUGUCGUGGAAUACACUGCCGAUGACCACAAUGGCUUCAACGCAGUCGUCAAGCACAUCGGACAUGCCCACCACGUAGAGCACAAGUCUUACGAUCAUGGCUACCACGGACAUGGACAUGGAUACGGACAUGCCACCAGCUAUGUGGAUGUCAAGCAGGAUACAGGCAGCAAAUGGUGGUAGAGUAAAGGAUUCUGAGUUACGAAAAUGAUAAAUGUUGUAAAUACCCUGUGUAGACAAAUACUCACUAGAUAUUUAAAUAAAA